CAGUCGCAUAAGGACGGCCGCACGUAGCUCUGCACAGUUUCGGCUCAAAGGUACAGCGGCGGGGCCCUGAUGCCGCCGUCAAGUCGGGACAGGUAACCGUAUCCUUCCCCGGCGCGGUCCACGCCCUCCGCUGCGCACAGGUAACGCCGAGCAGGAAGUGGCUGUCAGAGCCGUUUGCUGUCGGAACGUGGGUGAAAAUGCAGCUGUGUGUCUGAGAGCAGAAGCGGGAGUUCGAUUUUUUUGGAAGUUUUAGCAUAUUUCAAAGCAGGAAAGUGUAAUUUUUGUGGAGAACAUGCGGCUCUGUGCGACCUGCGCGCUGCUUCUGCUGCUGGCAGCUUUGGACUGUUCAGAAAUCCUGCAGACGGCGGUGCGACCAGAUAAAGGCUGGACUGUGAUGCUCUCCACUAAGCUGGAUCAGUGUCCGGUUUGUACAGUCAGCGGGGUGAACGACACCCAGACGACCUGCCAGGCUUCUCUCUCUCUGGUACCUGAAGAGGAAGUCAAACUGUUGUUUAACUGCUCCCAGCCUAUUGGUCAGACCUACACCGUGAUGAUCAACAGCUCCAUUGAAUGCACCAAGGAUUCCUGCGACCCGUCGAGAGUAGCUCUACCAUCCGUCCUGACGGAGCUCAGCAGGACCUUCUCCGUUGAGGUGAAGGCACCUGAGAAGACGGUUGUGAGUCUGGAUGUCCUCGGGGAGGGAUUGAUGGAAUCGUCGCAACCGUGCGCCGAUGGAAUUCAGUAUUCAGUGGUCACAUCUAAGACCGAUGGCAAAAGCCCGACUCAGUAUUGUCGAGGUGGUUCAGAAACUCGAUUAGAUCUGUCGAAUGAAGCUGCCGUGUCUCUGCAAGUUUGGCCAAAUGUUAAGGUGGAAACGGCGUCGUUUCAGGCCUCCGCUGCACCACUGAAGGGCAGAACGAUGGCGGUAACGGUUGAUCCCAGCACGACGGUGGCCCUCAUCCGAGACGUGGAGGAACCAGAGUGUGAAGUUUGCACCGUUGAAGGAUCCACUCCCUCCUGCAGCUCCAAAGAAAAGCAGCUGACCAGCGCUGAAAAUUCACUGGAGUUCAGCUGCCUGAAGCCUGAGGACGUGUUCAGCGUGAAGAUGAAGAAGAAAAUAGCGUGCACUGAGAGCUCCUGUACUCCCGCUGCAGCAGAAGUCGAUCCUGAGCUUUUCAAAGACUUCAAAAGAUCUCUAACGUGGGACGUUAGUGUCCCAGAGAAGACUGUGUUAACGUUGGACUUUCCUGCUGGCGGACUGAAGCAUAUUUCUGCAGAAGAGAACUGCCAGGACGGCUAUCGGUACUCUGUCAGCACAACUAAGAAUGAUGGAAAAAUCAAAGCUAACAGCUACUGCAGAGGCGGCGCUUUGUCUCAUCUGGAUCUGCUCGGAGCGACGACGGUGACUGCUGAGGUACCCAAAGGAGGAGAGCUGGACCGAACUGUGUUUAAUGUCAAAGCAGCACCAAGAGGUGCCAGAAUGAUGUCGGUGACCCCUGACCCCGAAACCAUCAUCAUCAUCAGCAGGGUCGGGGAGGAUCCGGACUGCAGCGUUUGUGUGGACGACCCUCCUAACCAGAAAUGUGACCCAAAGUAUCUGAGACUGACUGAUCAUCGCAACACCUCAGUAGAGUUCACCUGCCCUCGACCUCAGGACGUCUUCAAUGUGGAGAUCAACAGAGAAAUCGACUGCACAGAGACCUCCUGUUCUGGAAACAUUGUCCAGCCGGAGUCCUCUCUGUUCCCGGACUUUAACCGGACCUUUACCUGGGACCUGAAGGUCGUCGCCACUCGGGCUUUCCAGCUGGACUUCCCAGAACCGGGAAUGCGACAGAUUCCCAACGAGGAGACCUGUCCGGAUGCACACACUUACUCUCUUGUUAUUUACCUUCGCACUGGACCGGCGAACAUCGGUACCUUUUGCAAAGGAGGAACCGUGACAACCAUCAUGGCUCGCUACAAGGGAAGAGUGUCCCUGCAGGUCCCUGGAGAAGCAAAGCUGGAUCCUGUAGACUUCAAACUGCAUGUUGGACCUGAGACGGACAAGUUGGCCAUAGUGAAAGUCAACUUACCACGAGGCGUAUCGGACAUAGACUUCAUCACAGCCAACUACCCCGGAGAUUUCCCCGACGUGCAGCAGAUGCAGUGGGACUUCACGGUACCCGGCAUGCACAACUACUCCGUGAGCUUCCUCAGCCACGCCGCCCCCGAAUGCCUCAGCGGUGAAGUUAUGGUGGAGUAUCAGAAGAAGGACAAGAAGGUGACCAAAGCGACUCUGACGGAUCCUCAGCCCAAGCACCAGCAGGGAAACUUCAACAUGGUGCUGAAGAACUGCGAAACCAACCGGACGCUGGAAGGACUCAACCUGAAGUACAGAGUGUCUGUGAUGAGGAGCGGCCAUCCAGUUCUGUGUACGGUGGAUCUCACCAAACACCGAGAAGUUUCCGUGCAGAUCGAGAAGGUUGGUUCCGACCCGAACUGUGAGAUCAGCAUGAAUUCAAAGGUUUCAGAGAAGAUAGAUGUGGCUGCAGGCACCACAGCUAAUCUGUCCUUCCUCGACUGUCCAAAAGAGGAUAUCCGCCUGACGGCCAGCAAAGUUAUCUGGUGUCGAGAUGCGUCGUGUUCUGCGUCUAAACUCACCGUUCCCAAACUGGAUUCCUGCCUGCCGAUGCCGCUGCACAGCUUCACCUGGAACCUCUACAUCCCUAAGGACAGAACACUGGACCUGGUAUCGCCCACCGGGAGCCUGAAACAGUCUCUGCCGGGCCAGAGGUGCAACCACUCCGUCUUGCUGCAUGUGGCUGAAGGCGACGGCUCUUCUCUGGGAGAUUUCUGCUUUAAUGGUGACAUCCAGAAGGUUCAGGUCCACGCCAACGUCUCCGUCACGGCCACAGUCAAAGACUUCAACAUCACCAGGGGGCCUUUUCUCAGCGUCAAUGUUAGUCAGGAGAUCCCAGAGACCGUUAUUUACAGAGUCAGCCCCAAGCUGGCGUCUCCGACCCUGCUGGCCACCCCCGGCUGGCCUGGGGGCAUGAACCCCUCCACCACCGUGUCCUGGAUCGUCACCCUGCCCAGCCAGUACCAAGCCCACCUGCAGUUCGUCAACAUCACUCGGCCCAAGUGCAAAGACAGACACGCGUACAUGAAGGUGAAGACACUGGAUUCAGUGGAGGAGAUGAUGAGCCGGCGUGAGGACGAGGAGGCCGAGGACAAAUUGUUAGUCCUGCAGAGCUUCUACCUCAACAUGUCCAACUGCAUCCCAGAGGAGAGGCAGUUUAGUGUAUUGACCAAAAUCACCCUGGAGAAGAAGACCAAUCUCUUGGCCAUCGUCCUCGGGAUUACAGGAGCUGUUGUGCUCGCGCUUGCAGUGCUGGGUGUUGUUUGUUGUAUCACAAAGAAAAAGAAAAAACAAAAGAUGAACACAGAGUCGUCCAUCUACAUCAGUAAAGGGAACAUCUUCCGACCGGGCGACAGACACUUCAGCAAAACCCGAUCUGACAAUGAGUCCCACGUCUACGACUCCAUAGACGAGACGAUGGUGUACGGCCACCUGCUGGGCGACUCUUAUCAAACUUUCACCGGCCCCGUUGACGGAUCGUUGCCUACAGUCAAAGAACCAGACCCAGAACCCGAGAUGGACCAGUACAAUACAUUCCUGAAGCCCUCUGAGACUUUCAUCCCGCCCCGUCCGCGCACUCCCAUUGACCGGCAGGACAGCCUCGGCUUCCAGGACCGCAGAAUGGUCGACAACGAACUGUACACUUUCAAGAGCACGGGCGAGAUAAACACAAUCCGGCUGUCUGGGGUUGAUAUGGAGCCACAGCCGCCGAUAACGGAAGAGUCUUUGUAGAGUGUUUGGACUGUAUCUGUGGGAUGGACUAAAGUUACUGAAUCCUUGUUACAGCACCGAGUAUCUGUCGACGGUACUGAUGACAACAUCUGUGCCUCCAACACACUCAGGGAAUCUGAGUUCAGUUACUUUUUAAAUGUGGUGCAUCUUUGCAGAAACUCAAGUUUUAAGAGUGACAGUGCUGACCCUUGUCUUUAAAGGAAUAGUUUAGAGAACAUUUGCUGUCUGCAAGAGUUGGAGAAGAUUGAUGCUGUGGUAUCUGUUGUUCCAAGAAGAUACAACAAUGCUGUUUUUUUUAAAUAUGCAACUAGUUGGUUUAGCUUAACAUAAAAAAACAACCUACCAGUAACUCUAAAGCACUGUUUAACCUGGUCAAUGUGAUUAGUAACGGUUUAACUGACUUCGUAGAGACACUCCAAGAAGUAACUGCUCCUUUCCAAAAAAUAGUCCAGCACAUAAUGUUCUGUAAAACCUUAACUUGUCAUUUUUACUUGUUGCUUUCUUACUAUUUAACCUUCUGAUACACAACAUGGGUCAAAAGUGACCCAAAUUUAAUGGAAAAUGGGUAUGUCUCGACCCAUGUUAUGCAUUAAAGGGUUAAACAAGUGAGAUAUACCAUGCUAUUUUGUGAGCAGAGGUGCUGGUUUGUGGAUUUUAGCUCCCCCCCCCCCCCCCCCAUUUUCAUUCUUUAUGUUGUGCUAAGCUAACUUAAUCUACGAGUCUUACUCUAAGAAAGGAAGCAACAAAAACAAACUAUUUCUUCAAUGUUUGAUUUAUUCGGUUUUAAUAAGACUUUGCCAGUGUGUCAUGAUUCAUGAACAGAAAUGGAAAACAUGAAAGUGCUCUGUCAGUGUCAUUUUUAAAAUGUUUUUAUAACUUUUGCUAGUCUUUUUUUAAGAUUUGUUUUUUUCUUUACCUGUAAAUAUAAUUUAGUUUUUUUUUUCUUUUUGCAAUAAAUUUGAGGAAGUGGU
Messenger RNA from Acanthochromis polyacanthus (spiny chromis), 4821 nucleotides. RefSeq names its product CUB domain containing protein 1b (gene cdcp1b). The coding region runs from base 293 to 3850 and encodes 1185 amino acids. The transcript is spliced from 13 exons. Lineage: Eukaryota; Metazoa; Chordata; Actinopteri; Pomacentridae. The record is from RefSeq and is a predicted model, not a curated record.